GCGCUUCGUUGAGAGCGGACGAGCGCCGAUUGAGCUCUCGAGUUCCGAGGUCUAGGAGCCUCCAUCCAGCGGUGUAAGGGCGCCGUGGACUGUGAGCUGAUUAGUCUUGGAGAAGUAGAGAGAGUUACUACGGCUGGAGGAGUGAGUGACUCGCCGUCAGUGGAACUCCACAGCAUUCAGAGCUGUUGUGAUUGGAUCACGCCCACUAGGAACUCAGAAGGGAGGAGAUGCAUCCUGAUCCUUGAGUGUGGUCUAGGUGAAGGAGUGCUCGAGGGCACGACGUGUGCAGUGACGACUGGACGAGCCAACGCCCAGGAACUUCACCCAGGGAAUGAGCACGGAGCUGACGAGGAUCUUCACGACGCCUAUGGAACGUUGAGGAACGACGUGAGGAACGGAGUAUCCAGCGAACGGCGACUGGAGCCUAUAGGCGUCUGAGGACAGGAUAUGUUAAGUUGGUUUCGACCACUUCCAAGUUCUUCGAGCGAUUGGGAAGGGCAGUUUCGGAAAGGUGUGCAUCGUGCAGAAGCAGGACACCAAGCAGAUGUUCGCGAUGAAAUACAUGAACAAGAGCCAGUGUGAGGCGCGAGACGCUCUCAGCAACGUCUUCAGGGAGAUAGAGAUCUUGGCGUCGCUCAAGCAUCCCUUCCUCGUCAACCUGUGGUUCAGCUUCCAAGACUCUGAGGACAUGUUCAUGGUGGUGGACCUGCUGCUGGGGGGAGACCUCCGCUACCACGUCCAGCAGGGCGUCCAGUUCCCAGACCAGGCCGUCAGACUCUUCAUCCUGGAAGUGGGGUCUGCUCUCUCCUACCUACACGCCCGGAACAUCAUCCAUAGGGACAUCAAGCCUGAUAACCUGCUUCUAGACGAGGAAGGUCAGUAUUGCUUAUUCACACAUGUUCUGAUCUCAUCACUGUAGCUCUUGGGCCCGCCUUUAUGAAGUGUCAGCCAAUGACACAGACAGAAUAAAGCUGUCUGACUCUCUCUC
Molecule: messenger RNA, 988 nt
Organism: Procambarus clarkii (red swamp crayfish)
Lineage: Eukaryota; Metazoa; Arthropoda; Malacostraca; Decapoda; Cambaridae
Source: RefSeq, a predicted model, not a curated record